AUGAAGCUCCCUUCCGGCUACUCCGGCGGUUUGAUUCCCUGCCUCUACCUCAUCUCGGGCAACAACCCGAAGUACACCGACCCUCACGACGAGAUCGACCUGGAAUUUAUCGGCGGAAAUACCCCGAAGGAUAUAAUUCUGCACACGAAUCUGAUCACGGGCGGGCAGGUGUACCUGCAGCAGUACAAGUUCCCCUUCGACCCCUCCGCCGCGUUUCACACCUACACCAUCGUCUACUCGCCGGAUUACGUCAUGUGGGCCAUCGAUGACACCCCCAUCCGCAUCCACUAUAAGGAGAGCGGCCGCCCCUUCCCAUCCGAGAACGUCAAGUUCGAGGGUUCCAUCUGGGACGCGUCGUCGUGGAGCCAGCUGAAGCCCAACUGGGGCAACGGGCCCAAGGAGGUGAUUUUCCGCCGCUUCGAUGUGCGCCGCACGUGCAAGGCGUCGGGGCAGACGGGCCGCCCGUGGUGCAAUAGCCUGCAGGGCAACAAGGCCCCCUGGGCGCGCAGGCCCAGCGCGGCCGCUAUCGCGCGCAGCAACGAUUUCCGGAAGAACUACCUGGUGAAGGACUAUGGCUGGUCGCGCACAUAA
This is a messenger RNA of Closterium sp. Naga37s-1, 591 nucleotides long. Lineage: Eukaryota; Viridiplantae; Streptophyta; Zygnematophyceae; Desmidiales; Closteriaceae. The record is from the annotation of a GenBank genome assembly.